AUGGCAAACGUUCUCAGUAAAUUAUAUGAACAUCUGUGCGGCCUCACCUUCCCUAGGUGGGUUUCCAGCACAGGACCUGGGCCUGCACGCUGCCCUGUUUGUGGGAAGGCCAUCCUGAAUCGCAGGCAGGUAGCCCCCUCAUCCAGUCAGCCCAAGGCCCUUAAGAGGAGGUGCCCUCUGCCAGAGGGCCCCACCACAGGGGAUGACCCUUCGGGAUCUCCAGAGCAUUCGCGAAAAAGACCUGCGCUAAUGCUGCCACCUGGAGAUUCGGGGCUGGAAUUCGCCAGAAGCCCGAGCACCCCUUCAUGUCAGCUGGGAUCCUCGCUUCAAAUUUCCACUCUUAAGACCCCUGCUCAACUUGAGGAGCAAAAAUCACCAUAUGAUGUCCCUCUUCCUGACCCCAGGGGCACCGAGGUCAAAGGCCUUGAAGACCCAGACGGUGAGUUAAAAAUUCUGGAAGCGCAUAAGGGAGAAGCCCAAGGGAGGGGACCGCCUAGCCAUGGAGCAAUGGCACUUGGCAGUUGGGUGACCAUCAGGAGAGACUUCACUCUCAGUGGACACUGCCCUAGUCCCCAUCAGGGAAUUGUUCCCAAUGUUGAAAGAGAUGAAAAGUUGCUUGUGUCUCCUGUAGGUAUCCCGUCUCAUGGCUGUGACAUCCCCACCUCACAAAGCUCCAUCGUGGACACGCUGGACAACAACGAACUCCAGAAUGGCUCACAUUCCCAGGAGUCAGGUGAGGUGGUGGAGGGCCAAAAGCCCACAGCAAGUCCACCACCAGCCUCCCAGAAGUCAGGUGAGGUGGCGGAGGACCAAAAGUCCACAGCAAGUCCACCACCAGACUCCCAGGAGUCAGUUGAGGUGGUGGAGGACCAAAAGUCCACAGCAAGUCCACCACCAGACUCCCAGGAGUCAGUUGAGGUGGUGGAGGACCAAAAGUCCACAGCAAGUCCACCACCAGACUCCCAGGAGUCAGGUGAGGUGGUGGGGGGCCAAAAGCCCACAGCAAGUCCACCAACAGACUCCCAGAAGUCAGGUGAAGUGGUGGAGGGCCACAAGCCCACAGCAAGUCCACCACCAGACUCCCAGGAGUCAGCAAAGGGGGUGGUAGGGAAAAAGCCCAAAGAGCUUCCACCUCCAGAUACCAGGAGUCCGUGA
Messenger RNA from Perognathus longimembris pacificus (Pacific pocket mouse), 1155 nucleotides. RefSeq names its product basic salivary proline-rich protein 2-like. The coding region runs from base 1 to 1155 and encodes 384 amino acids. The record is from RefSeq and is a predicted model, not a curated record. NCBI's taxonomy places the organism in Eukaryota, Metazoa, Chordata, Mammalia, Rodentia, Heteromyidae. The transcript has a single exon.